This is a messenger RNA of Aplosporella prunicola CBS 121167, 732 nucleotides long. RefSeq lists its product as uncharacterized. The transcript is spliced from 8 exons. The record is from RefSeq and is a predicted model, not a curated record. The coding region runs from base 1 to 732 and encodes 243 amino acids. Lineage: Eukaryota; Fungi; Ascomycota; Dothideomycetes; Botryosphaeriales; Aplosporellaceae.
AUGCGUGUUGUCGUUGUCAUCGAAGACCUUCCAGUUCUCAUUAUCAAAGACCUACAGACAAUCGUCAGGGUUGAAUACACUGCGCUAUGUGGCCAUCAACCAAGCCCAACAGAGCAUUGUGGAAGAGGUGGCCGAACAGAUCAACCGGUCAAGAAAGGGGAUUCAAUCGUUAGCCCUUUCACCUGCUUCUACCGUAGGGGCGAGACUCAUCACGAGUACGUGCGGGUGCCACUGGCCGAUUCCACAGUCGUCAAAGCUCCACCGGAGAUAGAAAAGAAUGCACUCGUGCUCAUGGCCGACAUCUUCCCAACCGGCGGCUACUGCAGCAGCCAACGCCUUUCGUCGAUGACGCAGGAAGAGAUUGCGGGGUCGACGGUGGUGGUGAUUGGAUGUGGCCCCGUCGGCCUCUGCGCUCUGGUCAAUGCGGAGGAGUACAAGCCAAAGCACCUCUUUGCGGUCGACAGCAUCCAAAGCCGCUUGGACCUGGCGAAGAGCUUGGGCGCCGAGCCAUUGAAUUCCCAGACGGAUCGAGAGGGGCUACAAAAAAUAAUCAAGGAGGUGACUCAAGGGCGCAGGGCGGAGGUAGUGAUAGAGGUCGUGCUCCGGCCGUGGGGCUUGAUCAGCAAUGUCGGCGUGCACAACGGUGAGAUGCCUGUGCAGACGAGAUUGCCACAGGCGAAACAGCAUCUACUAGGCUUCAUGUGGGACAAGAUGAUAGGACUGUCUGUUUGA